This is a messenger RNA of Ipomoea nil (Japanese morning glory), 2213 nucleotides long. RefSeq lists its product as uncharacterized. The coding region runs from base 81 to 1922 and encodes 613 amino acids. NCBI's taxonomy places the organism in Eukaryota, Viridiplantae, Streptophyta, Magnoliopsida, Solanales, Convolvulaceae. The transcript has 12 exons. The record is from RefSeq and is a predicted model, not a curated record.
ACCCGAGAGAGAGCGGGGGCUCGGCGGAGAUUUGAUUGAAGCGGGAGAGAUUUCUCAGGGUGUUUGAUUUUUUUGAAGAGAUGAGCAGUGCUUUCACAGCUGCUACGGCCGUCGGGUUCAACGGUAAUCAGCGAAUAUGGAGAUCGAAGCCGUCUCCGUUUGAUUCCGUGUCGGCCGGAACAAUCCGUAUCGCGACGGCGGGUGGGAGUGGGGGUUGGAGCGGGUUUGUUGUUUCGAGGGCGACUGUUUCUUCUUCUACUCCCGACGCCGUUGGCAAGGACAAGAAGAAGAGGAGGAGGAGGAAGAAGAAGACGGAGCUUCAGAAUGACGACGGCGAGGAGGAGGAGAACAAGGAGAAUGACGCCGGAGAAAUUACUAGCUCGUUCAACGGCGAGGAUCAAUCGUCGUCUUCAGUGUCCGUCAUAAAGAGACUCGAUGAAGUGAAUCCAGUGGGGUUGGGGCGACGUUCGCGUCAAAUUUUCGACGAAGUGUGGCGGAAAUUCUCCGGAUUAGGGCAGAUUUCCAGGACCAACCGCACCGACGAUGAGGCGAGCCUUCUUAUCCGCGAGGGGGGCCCAAUGUGCGAAUUCGCCAUCCCUGGGGCGCAGAACACCACCGUCCUCGUCGUCGGGGCUACCAGCCGCGUCGGCCGCAUCGUUGUCCGGAAGCUCAUGCUUAGGGGUUACACAGUCAAGGCUCUGGUAAGGAGUGCCGAUCAGGAAGUGGCCGAAAUGCUCCCGACGUCCGUCGAGCUUGUGAUUGGGGAUGUGGGCGAACCUUCCACUCUCGCCGAUGCCGUACAAGGCUGCAACAAAAUCAUAUAUUGUGCCACGGCUCGUUCCACUGUCACUGUGGAUCUCAACAGAGUUGAUAAUCAGGGGGUUUACAACCUUACCAAAGCUCUUCAGGACUAUAAUAAUAAGCUUGCACAGAUGCGGGCAGGGAAGAGUAGCAAAAGCAAGCUUUUAAUUGCAAAAUUCAAGUCUGAAGAUUCAUUGAAUGAGUGGGAAGUUCGUCAGGGGACUUAUUUCCAAGAUGUAAUUGCUACCAAGUAUGAUGGAGGGAUGGAUGCAAAAUUUGAGUUUACUGAAACUGGAGAAGCUGUUUUUUCAGGAUAUGUCUUCACACGAGGAGGAUAUGUUGAAUUGUCGAAAAAGCUUUCACUUCCUUUGGGGUACACACUUGACAGGUAUGAGGGCCUAGUUUUCUCUGUUGGCGGGAAUGGGCGGUCGUACAUUUUAAUUCUUGAAGCUGGUCCUUCUGUGGAUACAACCCAAAGCAAAAUGUAUUUUGCGAGAAUCAGCACGAAAGCUGGAUUUUGUAGGGUAAGAGUGCCAUUUUCUUCCUUCCGGCCUGUGAACCCGGAUGAUCCACCAUUGGAUCCAUUCCUUGUACAUACAUUGACUAUUCGUUUUGAGCCAAGAAGACAGAGAUCAAUAGAAGGACCUGAUGGGGUGCAGCAAGACCUGAGAAGCUUUAAACUAAUUUUGGAAUAUAUUAAAGCAUUGCCUACUGGCCAAGAAACAGACUUUGUCUUAGUAUCAUGUACAGGGUUGGGGAUAGAACCUUCUCGAAGGGAGCAAGUGUUGAAAGCCAAGCGGGCUGGAGAAGACUCAUUGAGAAGGUCGGGCCUUGGAUAUACAAUAAUUCGCCCUGGUCCCUUGAUGGAAGAACCUGGUGGCCAACGUGCCCUCGUAUUUGACCAAGGAAACAGAAUAUCUCAGGGAAUCAGCUGUGCAGACGUUGCUGAUAUCUGUGUGAAGGCAUUGCACGACUCAACAGCCCGGAAUAAAAGUUUCGAUGUAUGCUACGAAUACGUGUCUGAAUCCGGGAAGGAGCUUUACGAGCUGGUCGCACAUUUACCCGAUAAAGCCAACAACUACUUGACACCGGCACUCUCAGUACUAGAGAAAAACACCUGAUUCUUCCGACAUUUUUCUUCCACGGGGACGUAAUUGUGCUGUCCACCAGAGUUUUUCAACUACAGUGAUGCUUUGCUAAAGGCGUCUUUACAUUUUCCGUCAUCUUAUCAAAUUUGUGUAUAUAUAUAUAUAUAUAUAGUUUUGCCGUGUCUUCAUUUCGUGGAAAUCGUGCAUACAAAAUUUCCAUGCAUAUAUAAUUUGUUACUCCGCACUAGUGGUGCUACAUCAGUAAUAUCCUCAUUUGUUAAAGAGUAAAAUGACGUGACAUGGCUCCGAUAGAUAUAACUGAGU